Molecule: messenger RNA, 543 nt
Organism: Pelobates cultripes (western spadefoot toad)
Lineage: Eukaryota; Metazoa; Chordata; Amphibia; Anura; Pelobatidae
Source: the annotation of a GenBank genome assembly
AUGGAGACUCUACACCAAGCCAUGAUCAAGAUAGAGGAGGACUAUGCAGUGUGCUCAGACUCUGAUCCGGAUUCUGCUUACAUGUCCUCUUCUUGGGAUUGGAAGAACAAUGGUGAAAAUAAUUCCUUGAGCCCAACUCCAUCUCCCCAUAGUUUGUCUCCUGUUGCUUCUUUUGAGUCCCCCUACUCAGCUUGCUCUCACCCAUCAACCUUGGAGGAGAUGGCUUUCGUUGAUGAUGUGUUGGCCUACAGAUUACUCCCCAAUUCUUCCCAUUGCCAAUAUGACAUGGCUAAGGGGAGAGGACACCCCAGGCGUGAACGUGGGUUUGAAUCCACAGUGACAGCACAACGCAGGAGGAAGGCAAGUGAGAGGGAGAAGAUGAGGAUGAGGGCUAUAGCUGAUGCUCUUCAUAACCUGCGCAGCAACUUACCACCCAUCUACAGCCAGGGCAGACAACCACUAACCAAGAUCCAGACACUAAGGUGCACUAUCUCCUACAUCGAGGAGCUCACCAACAUUCUCAACACCACCAAGGAGACAUAG